UUUAUAUAUAAAAAAUGCUUGCGUUAGGCCCAAAAAAGGAUGGAGGACCGAAUGCCAAAUUUUUUGAAUCUCCGGAAAUCCUCGCACAACUUGAUGGUGUUAAACAAUGGCUUUUAAAAAAUUGCAAAAAGUAUGUACAAACAGAUCCUCUUACAAAUAAAAGUUUAGCAACAUUAGUCGUACAAUUGCUGCAGUUCCAAGAGGAUAAUUUAGGAAAAAAUGUAACCAAACCACCCAUGACAAGGGUACCGAUGAAAUGUUUCUUAGACUUUAAACCUGGAGGUGGUUUGUGUCAUAUACUUUCUACCGCUUAUCGAUUUAAGCAAGAACAAGGAUGGCGUAGGUUUGACUUUCCAGUUGGAAAGUCAGGCUCUCGUAUGGAUCGUAUAGUAGAAAUGUUAAUGGCAGCAGAGCGUGCUUUAACUCAAAAUAGAUGUUUGACUAUACCUAGCGUCUUUGUAAGAGCCGACGUCGAUAAACCAACGGCAACAAAAGUAAAAGAAGCAGUAAGACGACAUCAAGGCACAGUUGUUGAGAAUGAAGCAGAUGCUACACAUAUUAUUUUUCCAUCAGUAGAUCCAAUGGAAGAAGAAUGCGCUAGACCAUGUAUGAGACGUGAAAGAUCGGUUCUUCUUCAUUGGUAUUACUUCCCAGAUAGUUAUGACUCUUGGACUACUCUAGAUCUUCCUUGGGAAUUUCCUGAAGGAACCCUAAAUAUUACAAGUACAAGAUCAGUAUAUAAGGUUUCUGCGACGUGGGCACUUGAUUUAGAUUUAUAUAAUGAAUGGAUGAAUGAAGAAGAUUAUGAGGUAGAUGAUAGUGGACAAAAAAAAGUGCAUAAAUAUAGACUUUUAGUAGAAGAUCUAAUGGCCCAACCUUCUCAUCCACCGUCAGGAAAAAAACCCAAAAGGAAAAGAUCCCCAAGUCCACCACCAAAAAUUGGAAAACGCAAAAGUAGCAGAGCUCCAUCAAAUUUACAAAGCACUUCAUCGACUUCUUCGGCAGCUACUCCAAAGAAAUCACGAGGUACUGGAGAUGAAGAAGAAGAUCUUACUGAAGGGAUGGAGGAUCCACCAGCUGAACCUCGUAUCGUCGAAGUUGUUGCCGCUCCUGCUAAUCCUCCAAUAACAGGCCAGAACAGUAAUGCGACAACAAGCACUAGUUUAGCAUCAACUGGAAACAAAAAACAAGAUAAUGAACUACAACCUCUCAAAUCUGGAAAUAUGGCUGAUUUGGACGAGCCUAUAGAAGCAGGCGACAAAGGUAGCUCUCAGGGAACUCAAGACAGAGAGGAAAGAGAUACGAGCAAAGAAAGAGGAGAAGGAGGUAAAGGAGACGAGCCAGAGGAUAAUGUUACAGAACAAACUCAUCAUAUAGUUGUACCAAGUUACUCAGCCUGGUUUGACUAUAAUUCAAUUCAUACUAUAGAGAAAAGAGCAUUAUCUGAAUUCUUCAAUGGGAAAAACAAAUCUAAAACACCUGAAAUUUAUCUUGCGUACAGGAAUUUUAUGAUAGAUACCUAUAGAUUAAAUCCUACAGAAUAUAUUACAUCAACAGCUUGCAGGCGUAAUUUAGCUGGGGAUGUUUGUGCAAUUAUGCGUGUUCAUGCUUUUCUGGAACAAUGGGGUUUAAUCAAUUAUCAAGUAGAUGCAGAAUCUAGACCUACACCUAUGGGUCCACCACCAACAUCUCAUUUCCAUGUAUUAUCGGAUACUCCAUCAGGCCUUGCACCGGUUAAUCCAAAUCCACCAAAAACACCUCAACCAUCUGCAGCAAAAACAUUACUUGAUCUUGAGAAGAAAUCUACUGCUAUACUUGGAACAGAAGAAAAAGUUUCGGCUAGUGCUAUGUCAAACUUUGGUUUAAAAGUUGACCAAUAUUCUAGGAAACCUGCAGUGUUAAAGAACAAACAAGCAGCUGGAGCAACACGUGACUGGACCGAACAAGAAACACUUUUAUUAUUGGAAGGCCUAGAACUUCAUAAAGAUGAUUGGAAUAAAGUCUGCGAACAUGUCGGUUCAAGAACACAAGAUGAAUGUAUAUUACAUUUCUUACGGUUACCCAUAGAAGAUCCAUAUCUUGAGGAUGGUGGUCCAGAAGGUUUAGGACCUCUAGCGUAUCAACCAGUACCUUUUUCAAAGGCUGGAAAUCCAGUUAUGAGUACAGUUGCCUUUUUAGCUUCAGUCGUAGACCCUAGAGUGGCAGCUAGUGCAGCUAAAGCUGCUAUGGAAGAAUUUGCUGCUAUUAAGGAUCAAGUACCAGCUGCAUUGUUAGACCAACAUUUAAGAAACGUUCAAGCUAGUGCUAACUCGGAUGGAAAAUUUGAUCCAGCUGCUGGACUUGCACAAUCAGGCAUUGCUGGUACGGGAUCACCUGAACCACCUGAUGAUACUACAACACCGUCAACUACUGGAACUCAAGCAUCAUCUGUAACUUCUCCUCAUUCGACAGGUCCAGCUUCUAUAGAAGCAAAGAAAGAAGAUCAAGAAAAAUCGAAGGAUGCAUCGGAUGUUGAACAAUCACCAUUAGAGAUAACUAAGAAAGAAGAUGAUUCUAAAGAAAGCGAAGAUGAUACUAAAUCUUCUGUUGAUGCUGAAGCUAUCGAGGCGAAAGAAAAAAAGGAUAAGGUUGUGAGGGACGCUCAAUUACAAUCUGCAGCAGCGGCUGCGUUAGCUGCCGCUGCCGUUAAAGCGAAACAUUUAGCGGCUGUAGAAGAACGGAAAAUAAAAUCGUUAGUCGCGUUAUUGGUCGAAACUCAGAUGAAAAAGUUAGAAAUAAAGUUACGUCAUUUUGAGGAAUUAGAAACAACGAUGGAACGCGAACGAGAAGGACUUGAAUAUCAAAGGCAGCAACUUAUUACUGAAAGACAACAAUUUCAUUUAGAACAACUAAGAGCAGCUGAAUUCAGAGCACGACAACAAGCACAUCAACGUUUAGCUCAAGAACAACAACAACAUACAUCUCCGGAGCAAACAUAAAACUCUAUUGAAAUAGGUAUUUGAGUGACAAGGGAUUACGCUCUCCCACCAUCGUACAAUCUAAUUCAUUAAUCGUUCGGAACCAAACUCAAGGGACAAGGACAUUACGAUGUACAUGUCGAUCAUAUGCAUCAUGUGAUUUACAUACCUUAGGGGGAUAAAGCUACUAAAUGAUAUUAAUAACAUUCAUGGUAAUAUAUAUAGUUUCUUCGUAGAAAUAAUUUCAUUA
Polistes dominula (European paper wasp) is the source of this 3207-nucleotide messenger RNA. RefSeq names its product SWI/SNF- related protein mor (gene mor). Gene Ontology annotation, molecular function: protein binding. The record is from RefSeq and is a predicted model, not a curated record. Gene Ontology annotation, cellular component: synapse. NCBI's taxonomy places the organism in Eukaryota, Metazoa, Arthropoda, Insecta, Hymenoptera, Vespidae. Gene Ontology annotation, biological process: cell projection morphogenesis.